AUGGCUACUUAUGAGGAAUAUGGUUCAGAGGGAAAUGAAGGUUGUAUCCUGAGAGUUACUCUUCCUUCCUCCUUUAUUCCUGAUGACUACACGUUACCGGGAUACAAGCUUCAAAGACUGCCUGUCAUUUCAAGUGUAAUUUCACCUUCACACCCUCGAGCAAUCAUUCCGGAACUUCAAGUCAUUGCUUCGGAAAUUCAAGUACCUGACGAACAAAUUCAUUUCAGCCUCAAGACCUCAAAGGAACUAUCCGAGAAAAUGCUAUCUGAGGUACAGCAUUUUCAAGAAAUGAAAGAGAUUUUUGAUCAUCGAAAAGAAGAGGACGUCAAAUUUCACAAACCAGCUCUAAAAUCAUUAUUUAUAGAGCAAGAUCUUCGAAAGGAUCUGCCGCCCGUUUCACAGGAUCUGAGUUUUGUCCAAUCCAUCAUACCUAAAUAUAAUCAUCAAUCAGAAAUUCGAAAACUCAAAAAGACUAUCUCGCAAACGCAAUCCGAAGAUGGUAUUAGUUUUGCAUAUGCCCAUGCGAAGGAUGACUUUUAUCCUCGAAAGGUUAAUGGGUCAAGCGGGCGCCUCAAGUUAAUACCCGUAUUUCAGUUCCCAGAACGUGUUACCAAUAUGGGUGAGAUCACUUGGAAGGAGACAAGGAUGGUACUUUCUAAAGAUCUUUCACGGGAUAUGUUGAAUCAUUGUGCUCUACUAAUUGAUCAUAAUGAUUAUUUACUCAAUGAUUGGAGGAAUUUUGCAGACCUGCCAACCGAAGAUCAAAGUAUUGGAGUUACUGGAUUUGACUUGGUUAAGAAUCAUUUGCUUAAUGGAAGUGAAGGUUAUAAUGAAGGUCAAGGUGGACCACUCGCAUGGAUAAAUCAUGCGGAUAAUAAUGACUUGGCCAAGUUUCACCGUCCGGAAAAUCAUAGUCGUCAUAACUUCAGUGCAGUAAUCGCACUCGGAAAGAGACCAGACCGUUGUCCACCUAUCCCAAAAUUUCUCAGGCAAGAUUCUGGUUACUGCACCAUCGAAGCGCCCGAUAUUUUCGGUGAAUUAUCCUCAGAACCUUGUCUUCAGGCUAGGUCCAGCUCAGUUGAUAAAUCUAGUACGAUCGUAUAUGUUUCUCAUCUGAAUCAUUUGCCUUGGUGUGACGGGAAUAAAACCCCAGGAUUUCACUGUGACUGUCCUGGUCCUUCUCGAGAGGAAGGUCAGGAGUUACGGGAAAACGAGGAGGAGGACGAAGAAGCAUUCUGCAGAGAACGUAGAAAGGAGCUGGAUUUACCUGAACCUGGAUCUGAAGCGAAAUCGAAAUCAAAACCCGGCUUCAAAAAACAUUUUUCUAAACCUUCAUUCUCAAAUCCCACUUUGAAAUCGUUGACGGGGAAAUUUGGCAGACUUGGAAAGUCGAAAGAUGUGUCCGAUCACACCUCAAAUACUGCAAUGAUUGAAUGUAAUGUGUAG
Sclerotinia sclerotiorum 1980 UF-70 is the source of this 1446-nucleotide messenger RNA. RefSeq lists its product with no specific name. NCBI's taxonomy places the organism in Eukaryota, Fungi, Ascomycota, Leotiomycetes, Helotiales, Sclerotiniaceae. The transcript has 2 exons. The record is from RefSeq and is a predicted model, not a curated record. The coding region runs from base 1 to 1446 and encodes 481 amino acids.